Messenger RNA from Cladocopium goreaui, 1719 nucleotides. The record is from the annotation of a GenBank genome assembly. NCBI's taxonomy places the organism in Eukaryota, Dinophyceae, Suessiales, Symbiodiniaceae.
AUGUCUUGCAGGGCAAUUUCUGCUAACCAGGUGACUCUGGGCACCCUGCUGAGCGCUUACGGAAUGGUCACGAAUUGGCUCCAGGCCGUGCAGCUAGUACAUCUCUCCUACCAGUGGCCGGUGUGUCCCGCCACCCUUACAGUGGUCAGCUUCAAUGCAAUGCUUGCCGCCUGCCGUGUGCAGUGGCCUUUGACCCUACACAUGUUGUUCGCGAGUGCGUCUCAGAGGUUGCCACCAGAUGUGGUGUCCUACAACACCGUGGCCUCAAACGCUGGGCCUUGGACAUGGGCCGUGAAGCUGUUGACAUCGGCCAGGGAGGCGUCAGUGCGUUGCAACACCAUUGGAAACAACGCAGUGAUUGCAGCCUGCAGCACAUCUUUUGCUUGGAGGGAAGCUGUGGCGGUUGCAGACACCAUGCAGUUUCGAGGCAUCCAAUGCUCAACGGUGACCUGCAACUCUUUAGGAACUGCCAAUGUGCGCGCCAGUCACUGGCAGAAAGCCUCUGUGGUUCAGGAUUUCAUGCUGGACAGCAAGCUCACACCCGAUGCACUGAGUUUCAACGUGAUUUUGAGCGCCUUGGACCGUGCAGAACAGCCACAGUCUGCCUUGAAUCUGUUGUUCGACAUCAAGAGGCAUCGCCUACAACUGACGCCGAUGUCCUUUGGAAGCGCCAUGAGUGCGUUGAGUCGAGGCACUCGCUGGCGGAAUGCUUUGCAGCUGCUCAGCAUCAUGGCCAGCAGCCAUCUGCCGGCCGCUGCACAGGUGUGCAACUCAGCGCUUCUGGCUUGCAGCCGUUCCUCAUCAUGGCAAUGGACUUUUCAGCUGCACGAAGAGCGGCCAAAUGCUGAUGAAGUUGCAGCAGUCGCAGUGGUGAGUGCCUAUGACGAGGCAGGACGCUGGCAAGACGCCCUGGAACUGCUGCUACGCUGCAGCCGUGAACGACGUCUCAUCAGCAGUGCUGCCCUCCAUGUGUCGGCUUGCAGUGCUUGCACCAGAGGUCGCUGCUGGGAACAGUCGCUGCUGCUUUGGGAGGACAUGAGAUUCAGGGGCUUCGCAGCAGAUGAAGCAGCACAGGGUGCCUUGCUGCAGUCGCUCUCAGCAGCCAACCUGGGACUCUGGGCGAGUUCCUUGAGACACGUGGCAGGCAGUCAGCUUGUGGAGACGGGUCCCCUCCUUCGCAACUUUGCCAUGGUUCCCUGUGAACAAGUCAGGCAGUGGACGCAUUCCUUGGCGAUGUCAAUGGCUCUGGCUCAGGUUGGUCUACAAGCAGAUGUCAAUACCUUCGGCAUUCUCUUAGGGUCCCUACAGGUGAUACACCAAUGGGUUCGGUCCAUGCUGAUGGUUCAUCAGCUCCGUUUGAGGUGGUGCAUCAAUGAGGUGCAUGCAGGGGCGGCCAUUGCCACCGCUCAGGCCUCGCAGCAUUGGACGUUGGCUUGCGACUUGCUGCUGAAUGCUGGCGGAAUGAGGGUGCACUUCCGCGAGCCUUCGACCGCCUUUGGUGCCGCCUUGGAGGCUUGUUCCGCCUACUGGUGGGUGUCCUUGACGCUAGCGGAGGAGAUGAGCUGCCAGGGGCUCCUGCCCACCUUGCCUUUGCUGGCCGUGAAGAGCGAUGCUUUGGAGAUAGGUAGAUGUUGGCAUCAGCAGGCAGCUGUGUUGGACGUUGCAAGCUCUCAAGGACUUCAAUGUCUGGUCUCAGCAGAAAAUAUGACCGGCUGUUGA